AUGUCGACUACCUCAAACAGUACUUGUGAUCAAAACGGCCAGUCUGGCUUCAACGAGUCAACUUUCAACAAGACAUGCGCUUCAAGGCAAAUGGGAUUUUCCCCUUUCUUGUCAACAGAAGCAAGAGUCUCUUUGAUUGCUGUUUAUUGCCUGAUUUUUGCUCUUGGAUUCCUUGGAAAUGCUCUUGCUCUUUACAUCAUAGUUACGCUUAAUUGCUGCGGAUCUCAUUUAACGAUGUACAACACGCUGAAAAAUUGUAUAGCGAUAUCAAGAACCGAUUCUCUUUUAGGAAAGAAACGGGAGCUGACUGGAGGAGAUACGUUCAUUCUCUCGCUUGCAUUUGCCGAUUUGCUGGCGUCUGUUUUUGCGCCAGUGCUCGUAAUCCACGACUUGGUGUCCAAUCUGAAAUGGCAGCUCGGUGCAGCAAUGUGCAAGAUAUUGCCGUCCAUCUCACCAGUCACUCUCAUUGUGUCGUCCUGGUCUUUGGUUCUGAUUGCGAUUGAUCGUUACAGAGUAAUUAAAAAGCCACUGGCACAACGAAUAUCUCAAAAACUAAAAUGCGCAGCUGUGGUUUUCUCGUGGAUUUUUGCUGUGCUGCUUUCAUUGCCAUACACCUUGAGCCAAAAAAUCCACAACGAACAUUUGUGCAUUGAAGACUUCAACUUUAUGGAUCUCAAAACGAAAAGUGUUUACGUUUGUUUAUGGUUGUUUGUCGGUUGGAUUAUGCCCUUGUUCGCGGUUUCAAUCAUUUAUUGCCUCUGUUCGCAAGAGCUUCAAAGAAACCAUUUUGGUAAAGAAACCAAUGACACGACAAGAAAAAGAGCUAUGGAGAAUAGAAGGGUAGUCAAGUUAUUUGUUACCCUUGUCAGCUUGUUCGCUAUUCUCACUUUGCCCUACUCUGUGUUUUACAUUACAAUCCACUUUGUUUUGACGUAUCUAAGAAAAGAGGCAAAUUUUGAUCUGAUCUGGACAUUGAACUAUUUUCUUUUUGUGCUCACAAACAUCAAUAGCUGCACAAAUCCUCUCAUUUACGCUAAAAUGCACAAAGAAAUAAAUAAUUUUGCUGGCAAGGCAUGGCGGAGAAUCAGAUGCAUUGCCAAGUCUCCUGCAGAUAACAGGUCAACGGAGGCCUCGUUUUCUGACAUGAAGACUACCAUUCAGUCAUCUCAUUAUGGAAAGAAUAAUAAAGAAGUCGAGCAAAAAUUCACAAACAAAGCUUUUAGUGAUUUAGAGUAAAGUGUUGAGAAUCAAGAUGCAACAACGUUUUAUGACUUAAAUGUCUAUUUCAAGUGCUAAAAGGUUUGGUUGGUUCUAUUUUCACCCAGAGAAGUCCGAAAACUUUCACUUAAAACUGAGAAUGCCCCGAAAAUUUAUCACUCGUAAAUUUUCUUAAACUUUUUUGAUGCUGACAACGAAUUGUUGUGAAAGAUUGCAAAAUCAAAUGUGUUUGCUCAUAUCUCACCAAAUAGAUCUAUCGCCGCUCUCUUCAUUCCAAAAAUUAAAAAAACUUAUGAUCGAAAUUACAGAAGAUUACAGAAGAUAACUUCAACUAUAUUCAAAUGCGAUAUCCAUAUCCCUUCGAAACAUACAAAUGUU
Rhopilema esculentum is the source of this 1596-nucleotide messenger RNA. The record is from RefSeq and is a predicted model, not a curated record. NCBI's taxonomy places the organism in Eukaryota, Metazoa, Cnidaria, Scyphozoa, Rhizostomeae, Rhizostomatidae.